CCAACGCCGCAGAUAACAGACACCCGAACAACACAAUAUCCUCCACAGCACCCGUCUUUAUUAGCGAAAAUGUUCAACUUUGUCCUCGCCAUGCUCCUCGAGCUCUCGCUCUUCAUGCUCGUCGAAGCAGCACCCGUCAGCAUCCAGUCCGCGAAGCCGUGGCAGGCAGGUACCGGUGGUGGCAUCGUGGGUUUCAUUGUCCUUGUGCUCGACAUCAUCGCGUGGAUUGAGAUCUUCAAGUCGAACCGCCCUGUCUCCAGCAAGGUCAUCUGGGCUCUCGUUGUCUUCCUUUUCCCCGUCGUCGGCAUGAUCAUCUACUACCUUUUCUCCAACCGCCAGGCUCACAACACGUAUGAGCCUAUUCCCGCAUAGAAUCUUUCGCCUCAGGAUACUCUACCUCGAGAAGGUCUACCUUGACUUUUCUCGGGAAAAGUUCUAGACCAGAUCGGCAACAAGCACCACUUGUUGCGCCGAUGAGAACAAGGGUGUAUGGGAGUGGGACUCGGUGUGCUGUGACGUGACGUAAGCGGUCGGACGCUGUAAACAUCUUCUACGCGUGGAGUUGAUCAUUCGUGGGAUACAAUAUGUGAUGACUGGAGUUUCGUUCCUAGCGCAUGAAAGAUGCUGGUCGGAGUGAUGUUCAUCCAACGCCAAAGAUACGACAAAGGCGCUAAGGAAUGACAUGAUUUUGAUGCUCAUAUAAUUAAUCAAUUCUCUCUACG
Dothidotthia symphoricarpi CBS 119687 is the source of this 722-nucleotide messenger RNA. RefSeq lists its product as uncharacterized. The record is from RefSeq and is a predicted model, not a curated record. The coding region runs from base 70 to 372 and encodes 100 amino acids. The transcript is spliced from 2 exons. Lineage: Eukaryota; Fungi; Ascomycota; Dothideomycetes; Pleosporales; Dothidotthiaceae.